AUGGCUGACACCAUAGCUGAUACAAGAAGGCUCUUUACUAAGCCUCAGAACCUAAACGACGCGUAUGGACCACCGAGCAACUUUCUGGAGAUUGACGUGAGCAACCCAGAGACCAUCGGGGUCGGAAGAGGCAGACACACAACGUACGAAGUCAGACUGAAGACAAACCUUCCCAUCUUCAAGCUGAAGGAGUCGAGUGUACGGAGACGCUACAGUGACUUUGAGUGGCUCAGGGCGGAGCUGGAGAGGGAGAGCAAGGUUGUUGUGCCACCCCUGCCGGGUAAAGCGCUCAUCCGACAGCUGCCCUUCCGAGGGGAUGAUGGGAUAUUUGAUGAUUCUUUCAUAGAGGAGAGGAGACAUGGUUUGGAGCAGUUCCUUAAUAAAGUGGCCGGUCACCCUCUGGCCCAGAACGAACGGUGCCUGCACAUGUUUCUACAGGAUGAGUCUGUGGACAAGCACUACACCCCGUCCAAAGUCAGACAAGCUUAA
Messenger RNA from Nerophis lumbriciformis (worm pipefish), 489 nucleotides. The record is from RefSeq and is a predicted model, not a curated record. Lineage: Eukaryota; Metazoa; Chordata; Actinopteri; Syngnathiformes; Syngnathidae.